Messenger RNA from Coregonus sp. 'balchen', 20665 nucleotides. NCBI's taxonomy places the organism in Eukaryota, Metazoa, Chordata, Actinopteri, Salmoniformes, Salmonidae. The record is from the annotation of a GenBank genome assembly.
AUGGCUGCCAUGGGUUUCAUAACUGGUGACAGCGAGAGAAAACAACUGUAAGAAAUGUUUAAAAUGGUGUUUUAGGCAAGAUGUAUAGUUGUCACGAUGGCUUAUUCUGCUUGUGUUCAUAACUAAAGUUAAUGUAAAAAAUAUAUAUAUGUAUGUAUCGGCGUCGAAGCGCCGUUAGCGCUAGACAGGCUGUUUCAGUAGUAGCUAGAAGAAAUCCCCCGUCUGUAAGUUAACCUAGCUAGUUAACGUUAUUUAGCUUGCUAGCUAACGUUAUUUAGCUAUCUUACAAACCAAUGUCAUAGUUAUGGAGCAAUACUGGACAAUGUUAUACUUAUUGAAUCGGGUGUGCUUGUUCAAGACUAGAACACAAUUUUGAAACGACUGGGGGUCCCAAAGGAAAGGUCUGAGAAACACUCAAGUUGCACCACUAACAUUAGUAGUUGUGGAAUAAACCAGCAAUAGUUGUCAAAUGAACCAAUUACAAUAGACCUUUUCAGUUGACUAAUCAUUACAUUACCCUUUCCUAUAUAUUUUUUGUUCGCAGGGGAGAAGAAGCAGAGAGCUCAGAGAGGAGUGGCAAUGAAGAGGAAAACGAGGACCUGUCAGUUGAAGAGGAGGAAGAAGGAAGUGCCGGGAAGGCCGAAGCCAGUUCCUUGAAGCUCAGCGUCGCCGUGAGCUCGGCCAAGGCCAAGAAGAAGAAACACAAGCACCGCAGCAAAUACAAGCGACACAAGCACUCCUCCCCCGAGGACAAGGAGCGGCGCCACAAGCACCGACACAAGCACCGGCACAAGCGUAAAGACAACCCUUCGACCGAUGUCUUCCCAAACUGUGGCGAUGACAACACUUCCCUGUACUCCUCCUCCUCUGCCAAGCAGCCAAGACUGGAAGAUGACGAGAUGGCGUUUCUGGAGAAACAGAGGGCCCUGAUCCAAGCUGAGCUAGACGGUGAACUGACUGAGGGGGGCAGGGGGGUACAGUCGGGCAUGGGGCUCAUACUCCAGCGCUACCACUCUGGGGAGGAGGAGGAUGGGGAGAUUCAGGUGGAAAGGGAGUGCAACGGGCUGCACUGGCAUAUAGGGGCAACAGGUCCUGGGGCCGGCUCAGGCUCACAGACCGCUAAGGACACCGGUAGAGUACGGCGAGAGUCGACAGACGCCGGAAAAGCUAAGCAGAGCAAUCCCAAUAAAAAUGCCAGGAAGAGCAGGACAGACGGGAAGACCAAGGAUCGGAUGAGAGGACGGAGCACGUCCAGGGAUAGAGACAGCAGAAGACAUUCCAGGAGUGCAGAGUGCUUCAGGUCUGCUCCUGGCACUAGCAAGCAGCCUUCCCCACCGGCUCAGAGCAGAGGAGCCCAAAACCAGGAGGCCCAGCGGCAGCACCCGCAAGUCACCCGAGCACUCCCAGGACUACAAGGUCAGGUGGCCAGAUACGGAAGGGGACAAGGACAAGAAGGUGACCAAGUCCCCCGCCAAGGACGCUUCCUCUGGGAAGGAGAACCACUCUCCUGGCCUGCGAGGGAGGCCGUCAGGCCCCGCCCUCCAGCUGCAGCGCAGCACGUCCCCAUCACAGCGUCAGGACUCCCUGGGCUCAUCCUCAGGCCCCCAAGCAGCCGAGCGAAGGGCCAGGUCACCGCCACCACCCAGAGGGGGCCACCCACGCUCCCCGGAGAGUCGAAGGAGAGAGAUGGACCGACUGAGACUCUCACCUGGCAGGUCAGAACAUUGUUCGGCCAAAUGUCAAUUCCAAACACACACACAUCCAUUUGUGUUCAGUACAGAUAAACAGGUGCUAUUGUUUUCGAGGAGAUGUAUCCUCUCACAACCAGGUACAGGGUCCACAAAUUAAUUUACCGGUAAAGUAUUGUGAAAAAAACAUUAGCUCCGGUGUUGUAACUCUCCUCCCGGGAUAGGCUAUGAGCAUUGGGAUGGGAAGCCCUGGGGUAUAUUAAUUAGUGCACACUGUAGCAACAGACAUGUUUUGCAACAGAAAACAUUUAGCAAUGAAAAGUAGCGUUUCUUAUCAGGCAAGUUCAGGUGAGACCUCCCCAUUUCGUCCGGUUGCUUCCAUUCGGUUUCUAGUGAAUACACCUCUAGUAAUGUGGGGGGAGGGGGAUACUUGCAAUAUCACAGUUAUUGCAAGUAGACCCUUGACAGCUAUCAGCAGAAACAGUGCCAGUAAGAAAAAAACAAGUGCAGAUGUUAGUGCAAGAAAGACAAGUACUUCAUUGCCAUAUGGGAGGUAGCGCUGUACAUGUCGUCAUGCCGCAAAAUUCCAAACCAAACAUAGUCCAGUGUACAUCAUCCCCACAUUGAAUCCUGUCCAAAUUCAAUCAGACCCACUUUAGGUAAUGCAUGGAUAACAUUGAAUGUGUAACCCCUUGUCCUGUUGUCACGUGAUCUUCAGGAUGUGGAGCCAGGAUGAGGCAGGGGUCCGCAGGGACGCCAGCCCGGCCCUAGGCGCCCGGCGACGGUUCAGCCGCUCACCUUUCAGGCGGAGAUCUCGCUCUCCCAGGAGACGCAGCAGGUCCCCAUUCAGGAGGAGGUGGGUGGAGAACAGGUUCAAAAGUGUUUUUUUAGUGUCCACAUAGGUGCAUGUCUCAUUAUCUGUAUAACCCCUACCUGUGUUAUGUAUUUGAGUGUAAAACUACAGAUAGGUCACUCUAGUCCUAUUCUCUGUUCAAUGAAGAUCUGCUUACACUGAAAUGUCAUUCUUUAUAUUCAUCUUUAAAUACAAUAAAAAAUUUUAUAAUGGAGAGAGUGUUGCACCUCACCUAUUUUGGGGUUGUGAAAGUUUUGGGUUACGAUAGUUCUAUUAUAAGGUAUUUUGUUAUUCUUCAAGAUUCAGUGGUAAUAGCUAUAUCAUUAAUGGAAAUGACUGUUGAACAGCAGGAAGUCUUCCAUGUUGCACCUGUAAGAUGCUCAGGCGUUUGUUUUUCUUGGCUCUUUUCCAUAGGUCGUUGGAUCGGGACAGGAUGGGACGGAGGCCGCGGUGGCGUUACAGAUCCCAGGAGAGGAGAUGGAGCCGGGACAGAGAGGACAAGUUCAAGGGCAGCCUCUCGGAGGGAAUGAGGGCCGACAAGGAGGACUCUGAAGAUGAAGUGUAGGCAGAGUGUAGUCCAGUGCACUAAGGAAUUUUAGUUGCUUAUACCCUAUGAAAGUGAUGUCAUUCUGCGUCAUACUUCCGGGUCAUGUCCCCAUAUCUUUUAAAUGGGCUUGACGAUUAUAUCAUCAAAUUAGUGGAAACUUAGUCUUUAAGGUAUUAUAAAAUUAUAUUUGUGUUACUUCUGUCAGAUGCCUUUUAUAAGUUUUGUCUUGAAAACCAUUCAAAAAGCCUACAAAAGUUAAAAAACUACAAGGUUUCUUCCUGGAAAAUGACAGAUCACUUUAAUAGGGUAUUGCUUACCUCAGAUUUUGGCUUAAGUGUUGACUGUAUGGUUCAUACACAUGAUUCAACAUUAAUCCAUUUCAGUGUCAUUAAACCACACCAUUUUGGUUUUAGGGCAGGCUAACAAGUUUUGGUAAUAUAAGCUUUUGUUCAUGUGUGUGGGGAGGAUGACCACAUUGUAUGUAUGUGUUGAGAGUUGACGUGGUGUUUCCUGUCCAGGGUGGAAGAUUACGAUGUGGAUGAGGAGGACGAGGAAGCUCUCAUUGAACAGAGGAGGCUACAGCGCCUGGCCAUCGUCCAGGUGGGUGAUAAGACCUCCAUAACAUCAUCAUCAUCCUUGCUGCACAGACCUUACUUUAAACAGAUCCAGAAACAGCCAUUUAAUAUGCCAUUUACCCUCUAUUAUUGGCUAUUGUCAUACACUGCAUGCACACAUGGCUCACACAGGUGUUUGAUUGUUAGUUCAUCGUGUGUGUGUACGUGUUUGCGUGCCUGUGCUUGUUAUUCAUGCUUACAUUGUGUGUGUAUCUGUGUUCCCGUGAACAGAAGUACAAGGGAGGGAGGGUGGAUAGUAACAUGUCGGAGCCCGGCAGCCCCCUGAGCAGCCCGCGCAGCCGCUCGCCCUCGCCAGACGACAUCUUGGAGCGUGUGGCGGCCGACGUCAAAGAGUACGAGCGGGAAAACGUGGACACCUUUGAAGAAAACAUCAAGGCCAAGCACAACCUCAUAGAACAGGAGAAAGACGGUACACUGGUGUGUGUGUGGGUUCCUCAAACCUGUGGCAAACUAAGACAUAUGAAAUACUUUCAGAUACUUGAGCCACGUUUGAUUUAGUUUGCUCAGUACAUUUACACAAGUAUGUAUUGAAAGUAUUUGACAUAUGCAUUUGACCCAGGUGCGUGUGCGUGUUUGUGUGUCAUGCUGAUAGAAGCUCAUGCUGGUACAUGAAUCAGUAGUGGGGAUAGAAAAAUAAUUUGUCUUAUUUUGCAUGGCUUCAGACUAAUACUAUUGAUGGGGAUCGAGUUAGAAAUGUAGUUCCAAAGUCCAUUGCUCAUUAUGUCAAAUCCUAAUGUACACUAUGAAUUCUUCUUAAUAAAUCAAAAUGCUUUUACAGUUUUAAUAAUAACUUAUAACUGUACUCCCUUUCCCUUUCUAUCCUAGAAGGAACCAACCCCCAAAAAACAUCCGCCCCUGAUAUGUUCACCGAAUCGGAUGACAUGUUCGCCGCCUACGAUGUGAGUACUCCUCCUGUUGCUAUGAUUCCAUUGCGUUGUUCCGAUUCUGACCACCAUGACGUGUACGAGCCUUCAACUUUUAAAUGAAGUUGUCUAUGGAAUAGGAUCCCAGCAGAUAGAGUUGCACAGUGUGGUGUCCGGGUCGCCUUUGUAUUACUGUCCAAACAAGCUUCUGUCAGUGGGUAACUGUAAACCGUGAAGCGUUUUCUCUGGUGACUUUUCUGUGAGAACUGCAAGUUCGAUUCAGAGUCUGACUUUCACGUAAAUCAUUAACUGAGGUCAGUGGGGAACUUGCACAAAAGAUUGGCACGUCGGUCUCAAGACAGAAUAUCACCUCAAGUGGCUGAAUAGGUUUUGUAUUGCAGCCUGACAGUCAGACCUGGGUUCAAAUAGUAUUACACUGAACAAAAAUAUAAAUGCAACAUGUAAAGUGUUGGUCCCAUGUUUCAUGAGCUGAAAUAAAAAAUCCCAGAAAUUCUUCAGACGCACAAAAAGCUUAUUGCUCUCCAAUUUUAUGCACAAAUUUGUUUACAUCCCUGUUAGUGAGCAUUUCUCAUUUGCCAAGAUAAUCCAUCCACCUGACAGGUGUGGCAUAUCAAGAAGCUGAUUAAAUGGCAUGAUCAUUACACAGGUUUACCUUGUGCUGGGGAUAAUAAAAGGCCACUCUAAAAUGUGCAGUUUUGUCACAACAUAAUGCCACAGAUGUCUCAAGUUUUGAGUGAACGUGCAAUUGGCAUGCUGACUGCAGGAAUGUCCACCAGAGCUUUUGCCAGAGAAUUGAAUGUUAAUUUCUCUAGAAUUGGGCAGUACAUCCAACUGGCCUCACAACCACAGACCACGUAACCACGCCAGCCCAGGACCUCCACAUCCGGUUUCUUCACCUGCGGGAUCAUCUGUAAUAAAGCCCUUUUGUUGGGAAAAACUCAUUCUGAUUGGCUGGGCCUGGCUCUCCAGUGGGUGGGCCUGGCUGCCAAGUGGGUGGGCCUGGCUGCCAAUUGGGUGGGCCUAUGCACUCCAAGGCCCACCCAUGGCUGCACCCCUGCCCAGUCAUGUGAAAUCCAUAGAUUUAGGACCUAAUUAAUUAAUUUCAAUUGACUGAUUUCCUUAUAUGAACUGUAACUGAGUAAAAUCUUUGAAAUGGUUAUUCUAUGAGUGUUUGAUUGAGCCUGCUUGUGGCGCCAGAUGGAUGGGAUUUGCGCUUUUGGGACUAUUCAUUUGGUUCCAUUGCGCCAGGCAAACUCAAUCAAGCACAAUUAAUAAAGAUAACUUAUUACUUGAAAGGAGAAGAGAAAAAAACGUUGAAAAACCAUUGUUUUUAAAAAACUAAUACUAAGUGAUUUGUGGUCACUGCAGAGUGCAAGGCUUCGAGCAGCAGGCAUCGGGAAGGACUUUAAGGAGAACCCCAACCUCCGAGACAACUGGACAGAUGCAGAGGGAUACUACCGUAAGUCAUAAAGCUUCUUCCUUCCUUUGUUCCUUCAGUUGUUUGUUUGAUUGUUAAUUCAUUAAUCACUCAGAGUGAAAUGUUUUGGUUAGAUCUAUUCUGUUGUACGUCUGCAUUUGUGCACAAUUGUGCAUUUGUAACCUACAUUAUCCGUCAAAAUUGUUAGAAUAGAAGGUCCCCUAUUCAUAAGCAGUUAGCUAAUACGUUCUGUCUUUUGAUGUUUGACAGGACUCAAUAUCGGGGAGAUACUGGACAAGCGGUACAGCGUGUAUGGCUACACGGGCCAGGGGGUGUUCAGCAACGUCAUCCGCGCCCGAGACGUGGCCCGUGCCAGCCAAGAGGUGGCCAUCAAGAUCAUUCGGAACAACGAGCUCAUGUGAGUGCUAUGCCUUUGUUACAUGGAAGAGGCUUGUAUUUUAUAUUUUGACAGGGGUAGCCACCUUCCUCCUGGAGGGAUAGGUGUGUAGGCUUUUGUUCUAUCCAGGCUCUAACACACCGGAUUCCACUAACCUCUACUUCAUUAGCUGAAUCGGGUGUGUCAGAGCACGGCUGGAACAAAAGCCUGGGAUGUAUUCAUUAGGCUGAUUCCGUUGCAAAACGUUUCAUCUGUUGCAAAAUGCUUUGCAACGGAAAACGUUUACUCCAAACGGAAAACGUUUUCCAAUGAAAACGAGAGUUUCUAUUGGACAAAUUCAUGUAGGUCCCUCCCCGUUUCGUUCCGUUUAUUUAUGUUUGGCUCCUAGAGUAAAUGGUAAACUGUUUCCGUUGCGAAAUGUUUUGCAACAGACUAAUGAGUACACCCAGUAGCUCUCCAGGGGGACCUGUCCUACUGGGACACCAGUGUGUCCGUAACUUGACACUCAUCCCAGUGAUCUCUCUGUCCCAACAGGCAGAAGACUGGGCUGAAGGAGCUGGAGUUCCUUAAGAAGCUCAACAAUGCUGACCCAGACGACAAGUUCCACUGUCUGCGCCUCUUCCGACACUUCUACCACAAGCAGCACCUCUGCCUGGUCUUCGAGCCUCUCAGGUACACCAACAAGGCCUCUGGCACCCAUAGAUUGAGUACAGUGUUUCCCCUUUCACUGUAAAGGCAGUAGGGCUGACCCCAUUUAGUUGAGUGGUCGAUAGGCUGUUGGUUGACCGAGAUUUCUUUAGUCGAGCAAUAGCAUGGUGUACAAGACACCUAUCUGAUUCGCGCCUGUCUGAGUGGACUAAUCCAUUGUAGGUGCCGUGGGGAUGGCACAGUCCAUCACUCUAAGACAUGUGCUACUGAAAUUAUAUAUGGUUAUAUUAUGUAAGAACAAUGGUGCAACACUAAUAAAAAUUAUAUUGUUUUAUAACAAAUGCGCUUUUCCCCGCGUUGGAUAGCUGUCCGGUUCUGAACGCAUCAGUGCGCUGUUGAAUUGGCGCCUUUUCCUAGACCAUGUUGCUAUGUGCAUAAUAGCAGAGUUAACCAGCAUAUUGGUGUUGAGGACAAUGCAGUAGAGGCAGCAGUGGAGUUAGGUGAUGAGAAAACAGCCCUUGCCUUAAUUGUCUAAGAAAAGUGAGGAGAGAGGAAACCCCAACUUAAUUAGGUCUAUAAUCAAUAGCCUAACUGUUAAAUGUGCCUGGCUUUAUAAAUCAUUCAUAUAUACAGUGUCUACAGAAAUAAGACAGAUCCUGCUUGUGUUGCCUGUUUGAGUGUUUGUUUAAUAGCCUACUGAUUCCGUGAGCACCAAGCCUCACGCAACCACAACAUGUCGGAUGAACAAGUUCACACAUUCGGCUGUGUUUAAUCUUUGCUAUGCUGUAGUAAAGGCUUCACACUGGGUUUUUUUCAAUAGAUCAGCCUCUGGUAUUAUAUAUAAUUUAUUCACACUGUUCCAAAUUGUCAGAAAAAAUAAUAAUAAUAAUAAUAAUAGCCCUCCGUUUUCUCGAUCUCCUUCUUGUUAUUAUUAUUAUUAUGAUAUCAUUAUAAUAAUAAGUAAUGUCAUUAUCAUUAGUAGGCAUAGUAUAGCAGCCUUGUAUAACCACCAUGGAGUUGUAGGCCUAAAGGCGUCAGCAUGCUUCAGUUCGGCUGGUGGCUAGGCGUACCGAACGAGUGUGCUCGCAAAAAAAGCGGAAAUAGUACUGUUUGUCCAUUUUGAAACGCCGUAGCCAGUAUAAACGUCCUCAAAAUGGUCAGAAUUAAUCCAAGAUACUUAAGAAAUCUGUCAUAAAUUGACGUUUUUGCCAAGGAGAUCUUAGUUGCACAAUUUUACAUCCUAAUUAAGAUGUUUGGUGCAGUAUUUCUAAAUGAAAUAAUUUGCAUGAAAAUGAACAGACUGAAGAAUCCCGACUGUUGACCAAUCACCGACAAAGGGGCAUAGACUUCGGCUACCGACUUCGGCUUGUGUCCGAACAACAAAGUCCAAAACAAACAAAAACGUCACAAAAUGUUGUCAUAAUAUAUGCACAAACUCUUCCGAACUGUUUCGUCCUGUUUAGUCUUAAAACCUUAACUUACUUAGGCCUAUAUUUCAAUACUUAUAUAGGCUACUGUAUCAAUCAAUCAUUCAUUCGUUCAUGUCAUCACACAGCAGACGAGUCAUUUGUGAUUUGAAAUGCAAUCAAGCAUUUUAGUUUAAAAAUAACAAUGCAAACCUUUAAUAAUUAGCGUAAACAAUAAAUAAACCGUUCCAUUUCGGAAAUUCCAUUCACAAAUGAAUCUUUGCUGUAAUAAAGGCUUUACAAAAAAACUUUACAACAGACUCUCUGGUACGCUUAUAAUUUCUUUAGUGUUGUUUACAUUGUUCCAAAUGGUCAGAAAAAUUAUAUUGUAAUCUAACAACACCGUUUUUGCACACAUAAUAUGCGUGCUCCUUACCUUAUUUUUCUUGAUCUCCAGUAUUUUCCACAACUAGUCAAAUUUAUUCCACACAUCUGACUUCCCCUUUACCUCCUGAGCAACCAGUAAACAUUCCCCGUUUCUAGUUUAUUUGUCACGUCCUCUGCAUUUAUUUUGCUGUCACAUGUGUUUGGAGUUUGUUAUAAUGUGAUUUAUUAAUGUGAUUAUAUGCUAUAAAUCAGGCCCUAUUGGUCACGUGCAUGUGAUGCAUACAUGUGUUACUUAAAGAGAGCAAAGGUUGAGGGAAUAGGGAAUGUUUUCCCUAAACAAAUUAGGGAUUUCGGUAACAGAACUUUUCAGUCAAAUGGCUGUAGUUAUGUUGCUGCUUCAGCAACACAGACAGCGCGAUAAACACUGUUGAUGUUCUGUGGUGGUCGCUGCAGCAGGGAGGAGAGACAGACAAUGGGUGCUAGUCACAGUAACUUGCUGUAAAGAGAAUAAUUACACAGCUCAGCAAUUCUGAGCCCGGCCCGGCACAAUCAAAUAAAUUGCGGUUGGACUCCCUCUAGUCAUUUGUGUGUCUUAAUUAUUUCAUCAAACAGUGCGCUUAAAGCAUCAGACAAGCUCCGUGCAUAUAGUUGAUUUGAUUAAAAUAAAAAGAAUGUGUCUAUACAGUGCAUUCGGAAAGUAUUCAGAUCUCUUGACUUUUUCCACAUUUUGUUACGUUAAAUCCAUUCUAAAAUGGAUUAAAUAAAUAAAAAUCUUCAUCAAUCUACACACACUACUCCAUUAUGACAAAGUGAAAACAGCUUUUUAGAAAUGUAUUUAAAAUGUAUAAAAAACAUAAAUACCUUAUCGAUCGAUAACUCUUCAGACCCUUUGCUAUGAGACUCGAAAUUAAGCUCAGGUGCAUCCUGUUUCCAUUGAUCAUCCUUUAGAUGUUUCUACAACUUGAUUGGAGUACCCCUGUGGUAAAUUCAAUUGAUUGGACAUUAUUUGGAAAGGCACAUACCUGUCUAUAUAAGGUCCCAAAGUUGACAGUGCAUGUCAGAGCAAAAACCAAGUCCUGAGGUCAAAGGAAUUGUCUGUAGAGCUCCGAGAAAGGAUUGUGUCGAGGUACAGAUCUGGGGAAGGGUACCAAAAAAUUGCUGCAGCAUUGAAAUUCCCCAAGAAUACAGUGACCUCCAUCAUUCUUCAAUGGAAGAAGUUUGGAACCAGCAAGACUCUUCCUAGAGCUGGCCACCUGGCCAAACUGAGCAAUCGAGGAAGAAGGGCCUUGGUCAGGGAGGUGACCAAGAACCCGAUGGUCACUCUGACAGAGCUCCAGAGUUCCUCUAUGAAGAUGGGAGAACCUUCCAGAAGGACAACAAUCUCUGCAGCACUCCACCAAUCAGGCCUUUAUGGUAGAGUGGCCAGACGGAAGCCACUCCUCAGUAAAAGUCACAUGACAGCCCGCUUGGAGUUUGCCAAAAGGCACCAAAAGGACUCUCAGACCAUGAGAAACAAGAUUCUCUGGUCUGGUCUUAUUGAUGCAAAGAUGCUGUUUGACGUCUGAGAAAGUCUGCUGCUCUCUGUCCUAUGUUUCACAGCUGAUUCGAUAUUUUCUUGUUCUAACCAUGGUCUCAAUUAUUUUUAACCUAUGCACAAGCAUGUACAGAUAGACACGUUCAAAGCUCUCCCUCGCCCUCCAUUUGGCAAAUCUGACCAUAAUUAUAUCCUCCUGAUUCCUGCUUACAAGCAAAAACUAUAGCAGGAAGCACUAGUGACUCGGUCAAUAAAAAAGUGGUCAGAUGAAGCAGAUGCUAAACUACAGGACUGUUUUUCUAGCACAGACUGGAAUAUAUUCCGGGAUUCUUCUGAUGGCAUUGAGGAGUACACCACAUCAGUCACUGGCUUCAUCAAUAAGUGCAUCGACGACGUCGUCCCCACAGUGACUGUACGUACAUACCCCAACCAGAAGCCAUGGAUUACAGGCGACAUCCGCACUGAGCUAAAGUUGUAGAGCUGCCGCUUUCAAGGAGCGGGACUGUAACCCGGAAGCUUGUAAGAAAUCCCGCUAUGCCCUCUGACGAACCAUCAAACAGAUCAAAUCGUACUACACCGGCUCCGACGCUCGUCGGAUGUAGCAGGGCUUGCAAACUAUUACAGACUACAAAGGGAAGCGCAGCCGCGAGCUGCCCAGUGACACAAGCCUACCAGACGAGCUAAAUUACUUCCAUGCUCGCUUCGUGGCAAGUAAUACUGAAACAUGCAUGAGUGCAUCAGCUGUUCCAGACGACUGUGUGAUCACGCUCUCCGUAGCCGAUGUGAGUAAGACCUUUAAACAGGUCAACAUUCACAAUGCCGCAGGGCCAGACAGAUUACCAGGACGUGUACUCCGAGCAUGCGCUGACCAAUUGGCAAGUGUCUUCACUGACAUUUUCAAGCUCUCCCUGACUGAGUCUGUAAUCCCAACAUGUUUCAAGCAGACCACCAUAGUCCCUGUGCCCAAGAACACUAAGGUAACCUGCCUAAAUGACUACCGACCCGUAGCACUCACGUCUGUAGCCAUGAAGUGCUUUGAAAGGCUGGUCAUGGCUCACAUCAACACCAUUAUCCCAGAAACCCUAGACCCACUUCAAUUUGCAUACCGCCCCAACAGAUCCACAGAUGAUGCAAUCUCUAUUUGCGCUCCACACUGCCCUUUCGCACCUGGACAAAAGGAACACCUAUGUGAGAAUGCUAUUUAUUGACUACAGCUCAGCGUUCAACACCAUAGUGGCCUCGAAGCUCAUCACUAAGCUAAUGACCCUGGGACUAAACAUCUCCCUCAAUAACCGGAUCCUGGACUUCCUGACGGUCCGCCCUCAGGUGGUAAGGGUAGGUAACAACACAUCUGCCAUGCUGAUCGUCAACACGGAGGCCCCUCAGGGGUGCGUGCUCAGUCCCCUCCUGUACUCCCUGUUCACUCAUGACUGCAUGGCCUUGCACGACUCCAACACCAUCAUUAAGUUUGCCAAUGACACAAGAGUGGUAGGCCUGAUCACCGACAACGACGAGACAGCUUAUAGGGAGGAGGUCAGAGACCUGGCCGUGUGGUGCCAGGACAACAACCUCUCCCUCAACGUGAUCAAGACAAAGGCGAUGAUUGUGGACUACAGGAAAAAGAAGAGGACUGAGCACGCCCCCAUUCUCAUCGACAGGGCUGUAGUGGAGCAGGUUGAGAGCUUAAAGUUCCUUGGUGUCCACAUCACCAACAAACUAACAUGGUCCAAGCACACCAAGGCAGUCGUGAAGAGGGCACGACAAAACCUAUUCCGAGACUGAAAAGAUUUGGCAUGGGUCCUCAGAUCCUCAAAAGGUUCUACAGCUGUACCAUCGAGAGCAUCCUGACUGGUUGGAUCACUGCCUGGUAUGCCAACUGCUGGGCUUCCGACCGCAAGGCACUACAGAGGGUAGUGCGUACGGCCCAGUACAUAACUGGGGCCAAGCUUCCUGCCAUCUAGGACCUCUAUACCAGGCGGUGUCAGAGGAAGGCCCUAGAAAUUGUCAAAGACCCUAGUCAUAGACUGUUCUUUCUGCUACCGCACGGCAAGCAGUACCAGAGCGCCAAGUCUAAGUCCAAGAGGCUUCUAUAAACAGCUUCUACUCCCAAGCCAUAAGACUCCUGAACAUCUAAUCAAAUUGGCUACCCAGACUAUUUGCAUUGCACCUCCCCCCUAUUUUGUUGCAUUACAACCUGUAAUUUAAAUGGAUUUUUAUUUGGAUUUCAUGUAAUGGACAUACACAAAAUCGACAGACCAAAAAAUAACUUGUUUCAAAAAAUUCUAACAAAUAACGGAAAAGUGGUGCGUGCAUAUGUAUUCACCCCCUUUGCUAUGAAGCCCCUGAAUAAGAGCUGGUGCAACCAAUUACCUUCAGAAGUCACAUAAUUAGUUAAAUAUAGUCCACCUGUGUGCAAUCUAAGUGUCACAUGAUCUGUCACAUGAUCUCAGUAUAUAUACACUUGUCCUGAAAGGCCCCAGAGUCUGCAACACCACUAAGCAACCAAGGAGCUCUCCAAACGUGCCAGGGACAAAGUUGUGGAGAAGUACAGAUCAGGGUUGGGUUAUAAAAAAAUAUCUGAAACUUUGAACAUCCCACGGAGCACAGUUAAAUCCAAACAUUCAAAGUGCCACAGCGGAGAUAGGAGUAUCUGUCCAUAGGACCACUUUAAGCCAUACACUACACAGAAAUUGCCUUUACGGAAGAGUGGCCAGAAAAAAGCCAUUGCUUAAAGAAAGAAAAUAAGCUAACGCGUUUGGUGUUCACCAAAAGGCAUGUGGGAGACUCCCCAAACAUAUGGAAGUAGGUACUCUAGUCAGAUGAGACUAAGAUUGACCUUUUUGGCCAUCAAUGAAAAUUAUUUGUCUGGUGCAAACCCAACACCUCUCAUCACCCCGAGAACACCAUCCCCACAGUGAAGCAUGGUGGUGGCAGCAUCAUGCUGUGGGGAUAUUUUUCAUCGGCAGGGACUGGGAAACUGGUCAGAAUUGAAGGAAUGAUGGAUGGCGCUACAUACAGGGACAUUUUUGAGGGAAACCUGUUUCAGUCUUCCAGAGAUUUGAGACUGGGACAGAGGUUCACCUUCCAGCGGGACAAUGACCCUAAGCAUACUGCUAAAGCAACACUCUAGUGGUUUAAGGGGAAACAUUUAAAUGUCUUGGAAUGGCCUAGUCAAAGCCCAGACCUCAAUCCAAUUGAGAAUCUUUGGUAUGACUUCAAGAUUGCCUUGAAGAAUGGGCAAAAGUCCCAGUGGCUAGAUGUGCCAAGCUUAUAGAGACAUACCCCAAGAGACUUGCAGCUGUAAUUGCUGCAAUAGGUGGCUCUACAAAGUAUUGACUUUGAGGGGGGUGAAUAGUUUUCCUGUUUUUUUUGUCUUAUUUCUUGUUUGUUUCACAAAAAAAAUUAUUUUGCAUCUUCAAAGUGGUAGCCAUGUUGUGUAAAUCAAAUGAUACAAACCCCCCAAAAAUCCAUUUUAAUUCCAGGUUGUAAGGCAACAAAAUAGGAAAUAUUCUAAGGUGGGUGAAUACUUUCGCAAGCCACUGUACAUGUACAUAUUACCUCAAUUACCUCGACUAACCGGUGCCCCCGCACAUUGACUCAGUACCUGUACCCCCUGUAUGUAGCCUCGCUAUUGUUAGUUUUACUUCUGCUCUUUAAUUAUUUGUUACUUUUAUUUUGUAUACUUUUUUUAUUGUAUAUUUUUUUGUGAUACGUUUUUGGGGGGUAUUCUUUCUUAAAACUGCAUUGUUGGUUAAGGGCUUGUAAGUAAGCAUGCACUGUAUUCGGUGCAUGUGACAAAUACUAUUUGAUUUGAUGUUGGCCGAUUAGGCCUGGCUUGCAGUCUGCGUUCCAAUUCAUCCCAAAGGUGUUCGAUGGGGUUGAGCUCAGGGCAGGCCAGUCAAGUUCUUCCACACCGAUCUUGACAAACCAUUUCUGUAUGAACAUCGCUUUGUGCACGGGGGCGUUGUCAUGCUGAAACAGGAAAGGGCCUUCCCCAAACUCUUGCCACAAAGUUGGAAGCACAGAAUCGUCUAUAAUGAAAUUGUGUCCUGUAGUGUUAAGAUUUCCCUUCACUAGAACUUAGGGGCCUAGCCUGAACCAUGAAAAACAGCCCCAGACCAUUAUUCCUCCUCCACCAAACUUUACAGUUGGCACUAUGCAUUGGGGCAGGUAGCGUUCUCAUGGCAUCCUCCAAACCCAGAUUUGUCCGUCGGACUGCCAGAUGGUGAAGUGUUAUUCAUCACUACAGGGAAUGCGUUUCCACUGCUCCAGAGUCCAAUGGCGGCGAGCUUUACACCAAUCCAGCCGGCACUUGGCAUUGCGCAUGGUGAGCUUAGACUUGUGUGCGGCUGCUCGGCCAUUUCAUGAAGCUCCCGACGAACAGUUCUUGUGCUGACGUUGCUUCCAGAGGCAAUUUAGAACUCGGUAUUGAGUGUUGCAACCGAGGACAGAUGAUUUUUACAUGUUACGCGCUUCAGCACUCGGCAGUCCAGUUCUGUGAGCUUGUGUGGCCUACCACUUCGCGGCUGAGCCGUUGUUGACAUUUCCAUUUCACAAUAACAGCACUUACAGUUGACUGGGGCAGCUCUAGCAGGGCAGAAAUUUGACGAACUGACUUGUUGGAAAGGUGGCAUCCUAUGACAGUGCCAAGUGUCACAUUCCACUUCCAAUGUUUGUCUAGGGAGAUUGCAUGGCUGCGCUCACAACGGGUAUGGCUGAAAUAGCGGAAUUCACUAAUUUGAAUGGGUGUCCACAUACUUUUGUGUAUAUAUAUUCCCUACAUAUUGCACUACUUCUCUGGUCAAAAGUAGCGAAUAGGGUCCCUUAUUUAUUUAUUUAUUUAUUUAUUUAUUUAUUUUUACGCACUCCUGGAUAUUUUUUUGGGGUUAUUUUAAAGUAAUAACUGUCCAGGGAAAAUGUAACUUUUAAAAGUUCAUAUUCUGUUAACCUAUACCCAAAUAAUGUUGUUGACUUGUCCUAUACUCGUAUUUGUUGCCAAAGGAAAAAAAACACUUAAAAAACCCCACCUCAAACUUGUAUUUUAAACAGACCGUUAAGAAAAUUAUUGCUAUUUCCAUGAUGUCAUUGGCGCAUUGGCCAAUUAGCAGUCUACUCGCAUGAAUAUUUUUAAAGGGAUACAGCGAGAUUUAUGUCAUUUUUCUGCUUACCAAGUCAGAUGAGCUCAUAUAAUCUUGUUUCUUAUGAUGAUCAGUCAAAUGAACACAUUUAUAAAAUAUAGAAUACUAUGUAUAGCUUUGUAAGACUAUAAAUAACCAACCACCCAACUUUGAAGUAGUUUGGUCUAUUUCCCUGCUACAGCUGGCUACUGUACCUGGAGACUUCCAGCAAUUGCGCUAAGCUAACGAUAUGGUAACUUCAAUUAUCUCCAAACUGCACACAGAGACAUACAAAUGGUAUCCAUGUGUUCAUCUGACUCUGGGUAAGAAGAAAAAAUGAAUCCCGGAAUCUUGCACUAUCCCUUUAAUGACCGGUAUACUCCCACACCAUUCUGUUGUUGGGGUAUGCCCAAACCAUUCAAACACAGAAAAGCUGCUUUUAACAUACUUAAUACAUUUUUUUAAAUGGAAGGAAAACUAUUUCACUCAUAUUGUACAGCAAUUAAUUAUAGGUAAUAUUUCAUAGAAAUCUGUAAACACUGGACAGUUACUUUAAAACUUUAUGCAAACAGGAAAUGAGGCGGGGUGACAGGCAAGUGGUAAAAACAGUGGGAAGGGUAGACACAGGGAUUAAACCCUGGUCACGAGUGGGGAGUUGGAUAUGUGAUGUGCCAGGGAGUGUUACCAUGGCUCUGCACGAUGCACCCCUAGAUUGUAAGUGGCAUCUCUCUCUCUCUCUCUCUACUCCUUAGUAUGAACCUGCGCGAGGUACUGAAGAAGUAUGGCAAAGACGUGGGCCUCCACAUCAAGGCGGUGCGCUCCUACAGCCAGCAGCUCUUCCUGGCCCUGAAGCUGCUGAAACGCUGCAACAUCCUGCAUGCCGAUAUCAAGCCUGACAACAUCUUGGUGCGUCUCCUCUAACCAACCAAAGCCCCCAGAGAGAGUCAAUAACACUAUUUCACUAAACACAGUGAGAGUGAACAUUUUACAAACAUUUAAUGGAAAAUACAUGUUUUAAAGCAAGUUUAGUUUAGAAAAUGUAAUUUAAGUGUCACUUCACAAUGAUACAAUAAUGCAAAAUACAGUUUUAUUUGUUUUUAAACACAUUGUGAACCACUCAAAUGUAGUUUUGAGACUAACAAACAAUCAUUAUCAAACAUGGUACAGGCGUAAGCUAUAAUUCAUUACAUCAUCUAUACACGUAUGCAUAAACAAAACAAAAAGUACAGAAGAUAAAAGGAUAAUGAAGCACUUAUAAAGAAACGUCUCCAUUGUGGGAUAAUGUGGCAGGCUUUGACGCAGGCAUUUACAUUAUUAUUACCUGAUCAAAUUUCACCCAAUUUAUUAUUUUAAUCUAGACCGUUAAUUAUAAUUUGGGCUGGACAACUGACUAAAAACAUCAUCCCUAAUGUUGUUGUAUAACCGACAGUAAAGCAAGACAUGAGCUUCUGUUUGAAUGGAUCCAUCGUUCCAAAAAGUACAUACACGUUUAUCUAAGGGAAUGUUUGUGUAUCGACAAGUCUCAAUGGGGAGAGGGGCCACUCCACAUCUAAAUUUAGCAAAAGAGCUUUGAUAUUGCUUGGAUAAAACUGUACGUACAUAGGCAAUAGGUGCGCAGUUUGUUACUUUCAGGUUUGUUUAUCAAGUUGGUACCACUUUAGUUCAUAGCUUUUUAAAAGUGCUGAUUCAAAAGCAUUUUGGGCAUUUCUAAAGUACACUCUCAUUAAUGUACGUUGAGAACAGAAUAGGUGGUAAAAUGCAACCCUGUUUCACUCCAAUGUCAACAGGUAACCAGUCAGUUAGGCAGCCAUUGACUCGUACACAACAUUUCACAUUAUCAUACAUGGAGAUGAGGCAUUUCAGGAUGCUACCAUUUAGACCAAUUGACUCCAGCUUGUCCCAUAGCAUAAAUUUGUCAAUGUGGUCAAAGGCUUUAGAGAAAUCUAUUAAAGAACAGUAAGUGGACGUGUUAGGGCGGCAGGUAGCUUAGUGGGUAAGAGCGUUGUGCCAGUAACCGAAAGGUCGCUGGUUCUAAUCCCCGAGCCGACUAGGUGAAAAAUCUGUCGAUGUGCCCUUAAGCAAGGCACUUAACCCUAAAUGCUCCUGUAAGUCGCUCUGGAUAAGAGCGUCUGCUAAAUGACUAAAAUGUAAAUGUAAAUGUGUUCCUUUUGAUUGUGGUAAAGUGGGUGAUGUGUUCCAGGCAACUUUGUUUCUUUCUGAACCCAUUUUGCUCAUCUGCUAUAUUGUUGUAUGUUUCCGAAAGAUCCAUAAUGCCGCCUUGUUGGCAUUAUGACCCGGUUGCGGAGAUACUGUUCGAUUUGAGCAGGGCACUCUGCCCUUACCCGUUUUACCCGGUCACGUGACCGGCCAUAGCCCUGUGCCCCUCGGUUUAGUCUAAUUGUGUGAACAAUGUGAUGUUUAAGGGGAGGGGGGGGGGGGGAUAAACACUGUUAACUGACAUAGAGAUGACCGUUGUACAAUGCCAAUGCUCUGACUCUAAAUUACAUACAGUACAUUAAAAUUGUAUCACUUACCUAAGAGUUUAGUUUACAGCAGGGUUGUCUCACUUGCUAACUAGCCAGUAAAUAACUAGAUGCUGACUAGUAUUUACUGACCUGUUGACUGUGGCAGGCAGCACUCCUUUUCCACAGUGACGUAAUAGUGAAAUAGGGUUAUUCACUUCUGCAUCUCAGUUCUUUUGAUAGCAAGUGGUUUGUCAUUGUGCUUGAACUCUACAAGAAAUUAAUUUGGUGGACGCGGAAUGCUGGGAGAUUUGGCGUCACAAUUGACCUUUUUAAACAUGUUGGCUGGAGUUUUAUAUAGGUCGAGUGGCAUAUCUUUUGAUUGGUUUGUUUUCAACAGGUCAACGAGUCGAAAACCAUCCUCAAGCUCUGUGACUUUGGUUCAGCGUCACACGUGGCGGAGAAUGGCAUCACGCCCUACUUGGUCAGCCGGUUCUACAGGGCGCCAGAGAUUAGUGAGCCUCUUCUCUUCUUCUCUUUUGUGUUCUUCUCCUCUGUUCUUUUUUCCUUUCCUCUCUUCUCUGGAUUGGUUUAGAAUGAAUCCUGUCAGCCGACUUUUUUUUAUCACCAACGCUUGACCUGGAGUGCUACUAUACUUGGUGUGCAGGCUUUUGCUCCAGCCCAGCACAAGCUACAUUCAACUAAUCACCUGCUCAUCAAGUCCUUGAUUAGUUGAAUUAGUGCGUCCAGUAGCUCUCCACAACCAGUUGGUGACCACUGCUGUAGGUCUUAACUUGUAGGGAAAAUGUAUAACUGUUGUGUUUAGUAGGUACCAAACGGAAGAAAACAGAUUAUUUAGAAUAUUUUUGAAAUGGUAUGCCCUUAUGAACACAUCCCUGAUCAAACAUACUCGUUUGUCAUAGUCCCCCUAAAGCCUGCAUUUUUCCUUGCAGUCAUCGGGAAGCCUUACGACUACGGGAUCGACAUGUGGUCCGUUGGCUGCACUCUGUAUGAGCUGUACACGGGCAAGAUACUUUUCCCAGGGAAAACCAACAACCACAUGAUUAAGCUGGCCAUGGACAUCAAGGGCAAGAUGCCCAACAAGGUGAGACCAACUGUACUGUAGGGUCCAUCCAGAAACACACCCUUCCCCUACUACUGGAAAUGUACAGAAGGAAAAACAAUUUAUUCAGAAGUGAUAUAAGAAUUCUGAAAUAUCAAUGAGGAAACUUGAAAUCUGAGUUUCUGGUUACUUCCUGGAUGGACUAAUUUGAAAUGGAAUUGACCCCUUCUGAUAUAUUUCUACCCCUCCACAGAUGAUCAGGAAAGGCGUGUUCAAGGACCAGCACUUUGACCAGAACCUCAACUUCCUGUACACAGAAGUAGACAAAGUUACCGAAAGGGUAGGUUGUUGUUAUUUUCUCUAAUAUUGUCUUAGAGUGGGAAUGUUUGAAUUAAAACCUCUCUGGUAUCCGUAUUAGUCGAUGUAUACUUACACUGAACAAAAAUAUAAAUGCAACAUGCAACAAUUUCAAAGAUUUUACUGAGUUACAGUUUAUAUAAGGAAAUCAGUCAAUUUAAAUACAUUCAUUAGGCCCUAAUCUAUUGAUUUCACAUGACUGGGCAAGGGCGCAGCCAUGGGUGGGCCCGUGGUCUGUGGUUGUGAGGCCAGUUGGACAUACUGCCAAAUUAUCUAAAACGACAUUGGAGAAGGCUUAUGGUAGAGAAAUGAACAUUAAAUUCUCUGGCAACAGCUCUGGUGGACAUUCUUGCAGUCAGCAUACCAAUCGCACGCUCCCUCAACUUGAGACAUCUGUUGCAUUGUGUCGUGUGACAAAACUGCACAUUUUAGAGUGCCGUUUUAUUGUCCAAAGCAUAAGGUGCACCUGUGUAAUGAUCAUGCUUCUUGAUAUGCCACACCUGUCAGGUGGAUGGAUUAUCUUGGCAAAGGAGAAAUGUUCACUAACAGGGAUAUAAACAAAUUUGUGCAAAUAAUUUGAGAGAAAUAAGCUUUUUGUGCGUAUGGAACAUUUCUGGGAUCUUUAUUUCAGCUCAUGAAACAUGGGACCAACACUGUACAUGUUGCCUUGAUAUUUUUGUUCAGUAUAUUUCCAUUUUGUGCAAAGUAAGCUAAGCCCAUUGUUCAUUCUCCUUUUCCUCCUAUUCCAAUCACCCCCUCCACAUCUCUAUGCCAACUUUCUCUCUACCAUCUUCUUUUUCCCCACUCCUUUCUUUUCUCUCGCCGUCUUAUAAAAUCAUUUGUUUUCCUCCCUGGUUCUUUCUCGACUCUGAUCCCUUUCACCCCGCCCCGCCCCACCCAACUCACACACUCCUAUCUGUUCCGCUUCUCAUCCUGACUCCUUCUCUUCUCUCUCUCUAUCGCAUGCCCUCAAUUUCUUUCCUGACUCCCCUCCCUUCACCCCCGUACCCCCCCUGUCCUUCUUCUGUCCCACCCAUUCACAGGAGAAGGUGACAGUGAUGAGCACCAUCAACCCCACCAAGGAGCUGCUGGCUGACAUGGUGGGCUGCCAGCGUCUCCCUGAGGACCAGCGCAAGAAGGUUGCCCAGCUCAAGGACCUGCUAGACCUGACCCUUAUGCUGGACCCGACCAAGAGGAUCAGCAUCAACCAGGCCCUGCAGCACCCCUACAUCCAGGAGAAGAUCUUCUGACCAUCUCUUACUGUACCACU